Molecule: messenger RNA, 15217 nt
Organism: Dromiciops gliroides (monito del monte)
Lineage: Eukaryota; Metazoa; Chordata; Mammalia; Microbiotheria; Microbiotheriidae
Gene: FAT1
Product: FAT atypical cadherin 1
Exons: 30
Coding region: 423-14363 (4646 amino acids)
Biological process (GO): homophilic cell-cell adhesion
Cellular component (GO): plasma membrane
Molecular function (GO): calcium ion binding
Source: RefSeq, a predicted model, not a curated record
GGGAGUGAGUGAGAAAGAAAGCCGGAGUCACUGAUCCGCCGCAGUUCUCUGCUGCAACUCAACUCCGCUCUCCCUAUUCGUUGCCUGGACAUGUCCUGAACAACUUGGAUUUCCUCUCGUCCAUUAUUUGCUCCAGCUCUCUCCCUAUUUCGUCUCCUUUUUUUCUGUCCAACUUUUAAGAUCGGCUGGAAGUCUUGGGCAAUGCGGCCGCCUGGAUGCGGGGAGCAGCGGCGGGUCUCAUUUUCGUGGGGGAAAUGCUGAAGAACCGAAGCAAGGGGAAAAGUUGGUACUUUCGACGGGGUUUUCUGGGCUUUGGGGGUGCUUUAAUCAAACCGUGGGGAGGGUGGGUUAACGGAGCUGCAAGAGACUUUUAAAGUGGAGCGAGGAGGCUUCCGCUGGCCUGGUUCCUGGUUGUGAACACCAUGGGUAGACAUUUGGCCAUGCUUUUACACUUACUUCUUCUCCAGCAUUUUGGAAACAGUGAAGGAAGCCAAAGAACUGAACAGAUUCCUGAAAUAAUCCAGUUUACACAAUUUCAAUACAAUGUGACUGUAUAUGAAAACUCCGCAGCCAAGACUUAUGUCGGGCAUCCUGUAAAGAUGGGCAUUUAUCUCACAGAUCCCUCAUGGGAUUUACGGUACAAAAUCAUUUCAGGGGACAAUGAGAACCUGUUCAAAGCCGAAGAGCAUAUUCUUGGGGACUUUUGCUUUCUAAGAAUAAGGACCAAAGGAGGUAAUACAGCUAUUCUUAACAGAGAAGUUAAAGAUCAUUACACAUUGACUGUGAAAGCAGUGGAAAAAAAUACCAAUGCUGAAGCCCGCACCAAAAUCAGGGUACAGGUACUGGACACGAACGACUUAAGACCUUUGUUUUCUCCAACGUCCUACAGUGUUUCUCUGCCUGAAAAUACAGUCAUCAGGACCAGCAUUGCGAGAGUCAGUGCCACCGAUGCCGAUAUAGGAACCAAUGGAGAAUUUUACUACAGUUUCAAAGAAAGAACAGAUAUGUUUGCCAUUCACCCAACCAGUGGCGUAGUCGUUUUAACCGGCAGGCUUGACUAUGUAGAGACCAAACUGUAUGAGAUGGAAAUCCUGGCCGUAGACCGUGGGAUGAAAUUGUAUGGCAGUAGUGGGAUCAGCAGCAUGGCACGACUGACUGUUCACAUAACACAGGCCAAUGAAUAUGCCCCCGUGAUAACGGCAGUGACCCUCUCCCCAUCAGAACAGGAGAAGGACCCAACUUAUGCUGUAGUGACGGUGGAGGACCGUGACGAAGGUUCCAAUGGGGAAAUUGCUUCUUUAAGCAUUGUGGCAGGAGAUCCCCUUCAGCAAUUCCGAACCCUGAGAUCUUUUCCAGGAAGUAAGGAAUAUAAAAUCAAAACUGUUGGCAGUGUAGACUGGGAGAGCCACCCCUUUGGAUAUAAUCUCACCCUCCAGGCUAAAGAUAAAGGAAAUCCACCACAGUUCUCAUCUGUAAAAGUCAUUCAUUUGACAUCUCCAAGGUUCAAGGCAGGGCCAGUCCACUUUGAAAAGGACAUUUAUAGAGCAGAAAUCAGUGAAUUUGCCCCUCCCAACACUCCUGUUGUCAUGGUAAAAGCCAUACCUCAUUAUGCACACUUAACAUAUGUUUUUAAAAAUACUCCCAGCAAAGGAAGGUUCCAUAUAAAUCCCAAUACGGGUCUCAUUACAAUUUUAGAACCAAUCAGAACUCGGCAAGCAUCACAUUUUGAACUUGAAGUCACAACCAGUGACGGAAGAGCCUCUAGCAAAGUCUUAGUGAAAGUCAUAGGCACGAACAGCAACCCCCCUGAAUUUACUCAAACAUCCUAUAAAGCAUCCUUUGAUGAAAACGUACCAAUAGGGACGAGCGUCAUGAGUGUGAGUGCUAUCGACCCCGACGAGGGUGAGAAUGGCUAUGUCACCUACAGCAUCGCCAACCUCAAUCACGUACCGUUUGUCAUUGACCAUUUCACAGGUGCUGUGAGUACUUCAGAGGACUUGGAUUAUGAAUUGAUGCCCCGAGUUUACAACCUGAGGAUAAGAGCAUCAGAUUGGGGCUUGCCCUAUAGGAGAGAAGUGGAAGCCCUUGUCACUCUCACUCUUAACAACUUGAACGACAACACCCCAUUGUUUGAGAAAAUAAACUGUGAGGGAACAAUCCCUAGGGACCUGGGUGUGGGAGAGCAAAUAACUACAGUUUCUGCCAUUGAUGCUGAUGAACUUCAGUUGGUAAGAUAUCAGAUUGAAGCUGGAAACGAAUUGGACUUAUUUAGCUUAAAUCCCAGCUCUGGGGUCCUUUCACUGAAGCACUCUCUAGUUGAGGGUUUAGGGGCCAAGGUUUCUUUCCAUAGCCUGAGGAUAACGGCUACUGAUGGAGAAAAUUUUGCAACACCGUUGUACAUCAAUAUCACUGUGGCUGCCAGUCGUAAACCAGUGAAUUUACAUUGUCAAGAGACCGGUGUGGCCAAAAUGCUGGCUGAGAAGCUUCUGCAGGCCAACAAAUUACACAACCGAGGAGAAAUUGAAGAUGUUUUCUUUGACACCCAUUCCAUCAAUGCUCAUGCUCCACAGUUUAGAAGCAGUCUUCCCACUAGUAUUGAGGUAAAAGAAAAUUACCCUGUAGGUUCUAACAUCAUACUCAUGAAUGCUACUGAUCUUGACAGUGGUUUUAAUAGCAAACUGGUUUAUUCUAUUUCUGGGGGAAAUGAUGAUAGCUCUUUUAUUAUUGAUUUGGAAACAGGAAUGCUAAAAGUUUUAUCUCCCCUUGACCGAGAGACAAAAGAAAAAUACAGCCUGAAUAUUACCGUCUAUGACCUUGGGAUACCACAGAAAGCUGCUUGGCGUCUUCUAGACAUCCGAGUUUUGGAUGCCAAUGAUAAUAAACCAGAAUUUUUGCAAGAUAACUAUUUCGUCGAGGUCAGCGAAGACAGGGAGCUCUAUAGUGAAAUCAUCCAGAUUGAAGCUGUAGAUAAAGACCUAGGACCAAAUGGAGAAGUGAAAUAUUAUCUCCUUACGGACACAGACAAAUUUUCAAUCGACAGUGAGACGGGUGUUGUUAAAGUUGUGGGACCUUUGGAUCGGGAAAUCCAGCCUGUCCACUUCUUAAAGAUUGAAGCCCGGGAUCAAGCUAAAGCGGAACCUCAGUUGUUUUCUACUGUGCUUUUGAAGGUGUCAUUAGAAGAUGUGAAUGACAACCCCCCUAAAUUUAUUCCAUCUAAUUACCUAGUGAAAGUUCGAGAGGAUCUCCCAGAAGGAACUAUCAUUAUGUGGCUAGAAGCCUACGAUCCUGAUUUUGGUCAGUCAAGUCAAGUGAGAUACAGCCUUAUCGACAGCGGAGAUGGAAACUUUGAUGUUGACAAACUCAGUGGAGCGAUUCGUAUUGUACAACAGCUGGACUAUGAGAAGAAGCAAGUUUAUAAUCUGACCAUCAGAGCCAAAGACAAAGGGAAACCGGUCGCACUUUCUUCCACUUGUUAUGUGGAAGUCGAGGUCAUUGAUGUCAAUGAGAACUUACAUCCACCACUGUUUUCUAGCUUUGUGGAUAAAGGCAUAGUGAAAGAAGACGUGCCUAUUGGUACAUCAGUGAUGACGGUAUCUGCCCAUGAUGAGGAUACAGGACGGGAUGGAGAGAUACGUUACUCAAUAAGAGAUGGCUCUGGUGUUGGCAUUUUCAAAAUAGAUGAAGAGAAAGGUGUGAUAGAGACUGCUGAAAAGUUGGACCGUGAGACUGUCUCCCAUUACUGGCUGACAGUCUUUGCAACAGACCAGGGUGUUGUGCCUCUUUCAUCAUUCACCGAGAUCUAUAUCGAAGUCGAGGAUGUUAAUGACAAUGCGCCCCAGACAUCGGAGCCGGUUUAUUAUCCAGAAGUCAUGGAAAAUUCGCCCAAGGAUGUGUCUGUUGUACAGAUUGAGGCUUUUGAUCCCGACUCUAGCUCCAGUGACAAGCUGACUUACAAAAUAACCAGUGGAAAUCCACAGGGCUUUUUUUCAAUACAUCCCAAAACAGGUCUCAUCACAACCACAUCAAGAAAACUAGACCGAGAACAACAGGAUGAACAUAUACUAGAAGUGACAGUGACAGAUGAUGGUACUCCUCCAAAAUCAACCAUUGCAAGAGUGAUUGUGAAAAUCCUCGAUGAGAAUGACAACAAGCCCCAGUUCUUACAGAAAUUCUAUAAAAUCCGACUCCCAGAACGCGAUAAGCCAGACCGUGAAAGAAGUGCCAAACGAGAACCCAUAUAUCGGGUUAUAGCUACAGACAAAGAUGAAGGCCCCAAUGCAGAGAUCUCAUAUAGCAUUGAAGAUGGAGAUGAGCAUGGCAAAUUCUUCAUUGAACCAAAAACUGGAGUUGUUUCUUCUAAGAAAUUUUCAGGAGCACGCGAAUAUGAUAUUCUUUCAAUUAAAGCUGUUGAUAAUGGUCGCCCUCAGAAGUCAUCUACUGCCCGGCUCCAUAUUGAAUGGAUCUCCAAGCCCAAACCAUCCCCUGAACCAAUUUCCUUUGAAGAACCAUAUUUUUCUUUCACUGUAAUGGAAAGCGAUCCAGUUGCUCACAUGAUUGGGGUGAUUUCUGUUGAACCCCUUGGCACACCCCUUUGGUUUGACAUCAUUGGAGACAGUCUUGCUAGAGAAGUUUUUUACAUCUUUCAGAUGGCUUGUGACCUGAACUGUACAGCAGAAGGUGGUAACUACGACAGUCGCUUUGAUGUGGACAAGGGCACUGGCACCAUCAUUGUUGCCAAGCCUCUUGAUGCAGAACAAAAAUCAAACUACAAUCUGACAGUGGAGGCAACAGAUGGAACCACAGCCAUCAUCACUCAGGUACUCAUCAAAGUGAUAGACACAAAUGACCACCGCCCUCAGUUUUCAAAAUCGAAAUAUGAAGUCCUCAUUCCAGAAGACACAGUGCCCGACACAGAGAUUUUGCAAAUCAGCGCUACGGACCAGGACGAAAAAAACAAACUGAUCUAUACUUUGCAGAGUAGCACUGACCCCCUCAGCCUCAAGAAAUUCCGUCUUGAUCCCGCAACCGGCUCACUUUAUACAACUGAGAAGCUUGAUCAUGAGGCUGCUCACCAGCACAUCCUCACCGUGAUGGUGAGAGACCAAGAUGUGCCGGUCAAGCGCAGCUUUGCCAGAGUGAUUGUCAAUGUCAGUGACACGAAUGACCAUGCACCUUGGUUCACCAGCUCAUCUUACCAAGGGCGAGUUUAUGAGUCGGCUGCGAUCGGAUCUGUGGUGUUGCAGGUUACAGCCCUAGACAAGGAUAAAGGAGAAAAUGCUGAAGUUUUGUAUUCUAUUGAAUCAGGGAAUAUUGGGAAUUCCUUUACUAUCGAUCCUAUAUUAGGUUCUAUAAAGACUGCCAAAGAGCUUGACCGAAGUAACCAAGGAGAAUAUGAUUUGAUGGUGAAAGCUACAGACAAAGGGAAUCCUCCACUCAGUGAAAUGACUUCAGUGCACAUCUUUGUCACUGUCUCUGAUAAUGCCAUCCCCAGGUUUACCGCUAAAGAAUACUCUACUGAAAUAAGUGAAACUGCUUCCAUUGGUAGCUUUAUCGGGAUAGUCAGUGCACAUAGUCAGUCAUCUGUGGUGUAUGAAAUAAAAGAUGGAAACAUAGGCGAUGCUUUUGACAUUAACCCCAACUCAGGUGUUAUCAUCACUCAAAAAGUUCUGGAUUUCGAAACUCUCCCCUUUUACACCCUCAUAGUUCAAGGAACGAACAUGGCUGGUCUGUCUGCUAAUACGACCGUUUGGGUGCAUCUUCAAGAUGAGAAUGACAACGUGCCAGUCUUUAUGCAGGCAGAAUACACAGGACUCAUCAGUGAAUCAGCUUCAAUCAGUAGUGUGGUCUUAACAGACAAAAAUGUCCCACUAGUCAUUCGAGCUACAGAUGCCGAUAAGGAAUCAAAUGCUUUGCUUGUUUAUCAGAUUGUCGAGCCCUCUGCCCACAAAUAUUUUGCCAUCGACUCAAGUACUGGCGCCAUUCGAACUGUACUUAGCUUGGAUUACGAGGAAGCACAUAUUUUCCACUUUACGGUGCAAGUCCACGACAUGGGAACCCCACGUUUAUUUGCAGAGCAUGCGGCCAAUGUGACGAUACAUGUAAUUGACAUUAACGAUUGCCCUCCCGUGUUCCCCAGAAUGCUAUAUGAAACAUCUAUUUUGGUGCCCACAUACAAAGGAGUAAAAGUCAUCACAGUAAACGCUACAGAUGCUGAUUCAGUUGCUUUUUCACAGUUGAUGUAUUCCAUUCCUGAAGGCAACAUUGGUGAGAAAUUUCUAAUAGAUCCUAAGACUGGGACUAUAACUGUCCAAAAUGCAACCCAAUUAAGAAGUAGAUACGAGUUGACAGUGAGGGCUUCUGAUGGCAGAUUCACGAGCCACACCUCUGUAAAAAUCAACGUGAAAGAAAGCAAAGAGAGUCCGCUGAAGUUUACCCAGAACUCCUACUCUGCAGUAGUGAAAGAGAAUUCCACGGAGGCCAGAACCAUCGCUGUUAUUACUGCCAUUGGGAAUCAAAUAAAUAAGCCUUUGUUUUAUCACAUCCUCAACCCUGACAGCAGAUUUAAAAUAAGCCACACAUCCGGAGUGCUCUCAACCACAGGCAUACCGUUUGAUCGUGAGCAACAAGAGGCUUUUGAUGUAGUUGUAGAAGUGACAGAAGAACAUAAGCCCUCGGUGGUGGCACACAUCGUGGUGAGAGUCGUCAUAGAAGACCAAAACGAUAAUGCACCCGUGUUUGUCAACCUUCCUUAUUAUGCUGUUGUCAAAGUUGAUGCCGAGGUGGGCCACGUCAUCCGUAGUGUGACUGCUGUCGACAAAGACGUUGGUAGAAAUGGGGAAGUGCACUAUUACCUCAAGGAACACCAUGAACACUUCCAGAUUGGGCCUUCUGGUGAAAUCUCCUUGAAAAAGAAGUUUGAGCCAGACACCUUAAAUAAGGAGUAUCUCAUCACCAUAGUAGCCAAAGAUGGCGGCGACCCGGCUUUCUCUACUGAAGUCAUUGUGCCAAUUACAGUUAUGAACAAAGCCAUGCCUAUUUUUGAAAAGGCCUUUUACAGUGCUGAGAUCCCUGAGAAUAUCCAGUUGCAUAGCCCAGUUGUCCAUGUACAAGCCAACAGCCCAGAAGGCCUUAAGGUCUUUUACAGCAUUACAGAUGGAGAUCCAUUUAGUCAGUUUACUAUCAACUUCAAUACUGGAGUUAUAAAUGUCAUAGCUCCUUUGGAUUUUGAAUCUCACCCCGCAUAUAAAUUAAGCAUCCGAGCGACUGACUCCUUGACUGGGGUUCACGCUGAGGUGUUUCUUGACAUCAUUGUUGAAGAUGUCAAUGAUAACCCUCCUGUCUUUGCACAGCAGUUGUACGCUACGACCCUGUCCGAGGCGGCUGUGAUCGGAAUGUCUGUUGUUCAAGUUCAGGCUACGGAUUCAGAUUCUGCACCCAACAGGGGGAUUUCUUAUCAUUUGUUUGGGAACCAUAGCAAAAGUCCUGACCAUUUCCAUAUAGAUAGCAGCAGUGGUCUUAUUUCAUUGGUGAGAACCCUGGACUAUGAGGAGACUCAGCAGCACAAACUGCUGGUGAGGGCUAUUGAUAGCGGCAUGCCCCCAUUGAGUAGUGAUGUGAUCGUGAUGGUGGAAGUCACUGAUCUCAAUGAUAAUCCACCAUUAUUUGACCAGCUCCUCUAUGAAGCUAAAAUAAGUGAGCAAGCCCCCCAUGGACAUUUUGUGACCUGUAUUAAAGCCUAUGAUGCAGACGGUUCAGACAUCGACAAACUGGAAUAUUCCAUCCUGUCGGGUAACGAGCAUAAGAAUUUUGCAAUUGAUAGCAAGACAGGCAUAAUCACCCUUUCAAACCCACGCCGACAGACCUUAAAGCCAUUUUACAAUAUUAAUGUCUCUGUGUCUGAUGGCGUGUUCAGGAGCUCAGCCCAGGUCGAGAUUAUUGUAAUCCAAGCCAAUUUGCAUAGCCCCGUUUUCAUGCAAAAUGAAUAUGAAGUAGAAUUGGCUGAAAAUGCCCCUUUGCAGACCCUGGUGAUCGAAGUCAAAGCAACUGAUGAGGAUUCUGGAAUUUAUGGUCAGGUUACUUACCAUAUUGUAAAUGACUUUGCCAGAGACAGAUUUUACACAAAUGAGCGGGGACAGAUAUUUACCUCAGAAAAGCUUGACCGAGAAACCUCAGGAGAAAAGGUCAUUGCAAUUCGACUGAUGGCCAAGGAUGCUGGAGGAAAGGUUGCCUUCUGCACCAUCAAUGUGAUCCUUACAGAUGAUAACGAUAAUGCUCCUCAAUUCCGAGCAACCAAGUACAGAGUGAAUAUUGGCUCUGAUGCCGCCAAAGGCACCUCUGUCAUCAAAGUGCUUGCAUCAGAUGCCGAUGAGGGCUCCAAUGCAGACAUCACAUACUCCAUAGAAGCGGAUUCUGAAAGUGUCCAGGAGAAUCUGGAAAUCAACAAACUCCUUGGAAUCAUCACAACAAAAGAAAGCCUGGUUGGCUUAGAAAAUGAGGUUUUCACUUUCUUUGUGAGAGCAAUGGAUGGUGGGUCUCCCCCCAAAGAAUCUGUUGUUCCGGUUUAUGUGAAAAUCCUCCCCCCAGAAACUCCGCUGCCCAAAUUUUCAGAGCCUUUUUACACCUAUACGGUCUCAGAAGACCUGCCUAUUGGAACUGAAAUAGAUGUUAUCAGAGUAGAUCAUAGUCAGCCCGUGUUAUACAGCUUAACCAAAGGGAAUACACCUGAGAGCAAUGGGGGCGAAGUCUUUGUCAUCGACAAACACAGUGGGAAACUGAAACUAGAGAAGAGUCUUGAUCACGAGACGACAAAAUGGUACCAGUUUUCAGUGGUUGCCCAAAGCACCCAUGAAGACUCUGAAGUUGUGUCUUCUGUAGACAUCAGUAUUCAGGUGAAAGAUGCUAAUGAUAACAGUCCGGUCUUAGAGUCCAACCCAUAUGAAGCAUUUAUUGUUGAAAACCUGCCAGGGGGAAGUAAAGUCAUCCAAGUCAAGGCAACUGAUCUUGAUUCAGGAACCAACGGCCAAAUCCUCUAUAGUUUAGACCAGUCACAAAGCUUGGAUGUCAUUGAGUCUUUUGCCAUAGAUAUGGAAACUGGGUGGAUUACAACUCUUAAGGAACUUGAUCAUGAAAAGAAAGACAAAUACCACAUCACAGUGGUUGCAUCUGAUUAUGGGGAGAAAGUUCAGCUGUCUUCCACAGCAGUUGUGGAAAUUUCUGUAACAGAUGUGAAUGACAACCCUCCACGCUUCACUGCAGAAAUUUACAAAGGGACUGUGAGUGAAGAUGACCCACCUGGUGGUGUCAUUGCUAUAUUAAGCACCACUGAUGCUGAUACCGAAGAGAUUAACAGACAAGUGACUUAUUAUAUAACAGGGGGAGAUCCAUUAGGACAAUUUGCAGUUGAAAAUAUACAGAAUGAAUGGAAAGUCUACGUGAAGAAACCUCUAGAUAGGGAAAAAAAAGACAGCUAUCUUCUCACCAUUACUGCAACAGAUGGUGCCUUUUCUUCAAAAGCCAUAGUGGAAGUGAAAGUCCUCGAUGCAAAUGACAACAGCCCCAUUUGUGAAAAGAGUGCCUAUUCAGAUACAAUUCCUGAAGAUAUCGUUCCUGGGAAACUAAUCCUGCAGGUCUCUGCUGUAGAUGCAGAUAUCCGUUCCAAUGCGGAAAUUACUUACACGUUGUCUGGCCCUGGUGCAGAAAAAUUCAAACUAAAUGCAGAUACAGGUGAAUUGAAAACAGUUUCCCCCCUGGAUCGUGAGCAACAAGCAGUUUAUAAUCUUUUGAUCAAGGCUACAGACGGAGGAGGGCGAUUCUGCCAGAUGAGUGUUGUCUUCACGUUGGAAGAUGUCAAUGAUAAUGCCCCAGAAUUCUCAGCUGAUCCAUAUGCCAUUACAGUGUUUGAAAACACUGAGCCCAAGACACCGUUGACGAGAGUGCAGGCCACUGAUGCAGAUGCAGGAUUAAAUCACAAGAUUUCCUACUCAUUGCUGAACUCUGCAGAUGGGCAAUUCUCCAUUGAUGAAUCCUCUGGAAUUAUCCGAUUGGAGAAGCCUUUGGACCGAGAGUUACAGGCGGUGUACAAUCUGAUUUUGAAAGCUGUAGAUCAGGGUGUGCCAAGGAGGCUGACUGCUACCGGCACUGUUGUUGUCUCUGUUUUGGAUAUUAAUGAUAAUCCACCUGUGUUUGAAUAUCGUGAGUAUGGAGCCACGGUGCCUGAGGACAUCCUCGUGGGAACAGAGGUUCUUCAGGUCUAUGCGGCCAGCCGGGAUAUUGAAGCCAAUGCAGAGAUCACUUAUGCAAUCAUCAGUGGCAAUGAGCAUGGGAAAUUCAGUAUUGAUUCUACAACAGGAGCCAUAUUUAUUAUUGACAGCCUGGAUUAUGAAAGCUCUCAUGAAUAUUACCUGACAGUCGAAGCCACAGAUGGAGGCACACCUUCUCUGAGUGACGUCGCAACAGUGAAUGUUAAUGUCACAGAUAUCAAUGAUAACACCCCAGUAUUCAGCCAGGAUACCUAUACUGCAGUGAUCAGUGAAGACGCCGUUCUUGAACAGAGUGUUGUCACUGUUAUGGCGGAUGAUGCUGAUGGCCCCUCAAACAGUCACAUUCACUAUUCAAUCAUAGAUGGCAAUCAGGGGAAUCCCUUUACUAUUGAUCCUGUAAAAGGGGAAAUUAAAGUGACUCAACUUCUAGACCGGGAAAUGAUUUCAGGUUACACACUCACAGUCCAAGCCGCUGACAAUGGCAGCCCACCCAGAGUCAACACAACCACUGUGAACAUCGAUGUAUCUGAUGUCAAUGACAAUCCUCCGGUUUUCUCAAAGGGCAACUAUAGCAUAAUCAUCCAGGAAAACAAACCUGUGGGUGUCAGCGUCUUGCAGCUGAUGGUGACAGACAAGGAUUCUUCGCAUAAUGGCCCACCUUUUUCCUUUUCUAUCAUGAGUGGAAAUGAAGAGAAAGCAUUUGAAGUUAACCAAGAAGGAGUCCUUAUAACCUCAACGGCCAUAAAGAGAAAAGUAAAGGAUCAUUACUUCCUUCACGUCAAGGUGGCAGACAAUGGAAAGCCUCAGUUAUCUUCUUUGGCUUAUAUCGACAUUAGGGUUAUUGAAGAAAGCAUCUAUCCCCCUGCCAUUUUGCCACUGGAGAUUUUCAUUACUACCUUUGGGGAAGAGUAUUCAGGUGGUGUCAUUGGGAAGAUCCAUGCAACAGACCAAGAUGUCUAUGACACCUUAACAUACAGUCUUGAUCCCAGAAUGGACAACCUCUUCUCUGUCUCCAGCACAGGCGGUAAACUGAUAGCGCACAAAAAGCUAGACAUGGGACAGUACCUCCUUAACGUCUCAGUGACUGAUGGAAAAUUCACCACCAUGGCUGACAUCAUGGUGCACAUCAAGCAGGUCACACAAGAAAUGCUCAACCACACCAUUGCCAUCCGCUUCGCCAACCUCACCCCUGAGGAGUUCGUCGGGGACUAUUGGCGUAACUUCCAGAGGGCUUUGCGGAAUAUCCUGGGCGUGAGGAGGAAUGACAUACAGGUGGUGAGUUUGCAGACCUCGGAGCCUCAGUCCAACCUGGAUGUCUUACUGCUUGUUGAGAAAUCUGGUAGCUCCCACGUCUCAACGAAAGUUCUCCUGCACAAGAUAAACUCAUCUGUGGCCGACCUUGAAGAAAUCAUUGGUGUGAGGAUCCUCGAAGUGUUCCACAAGCUUUGCGCAGGUCUGGACUGUCCAUCCAAAUUCUGCGAUGAAAAGGUGGCUCUCGAUGAUAAUGUCAUGUCAACUCACAGCACUGCCAGGCUGAGCUUUGUCACUCCCCGUCACCACCGAGCAUCUGUGUGUCUUUGCAGAGAGGGAAGAUGCCCCCUGGUUGAUCAUGGAUGCGAAAGCAAUCCAUGCCCUGAAGGUACAGAAUGUAUUGCUGAUCCAAAAGAGGAAACAUAUACGUGCAUGUGCCCAGGUGGCAAAUUUGGCCAGUGCCCAGUUGGUUCAUCAGUAACAUUUACUGGCAACAGUUUUGUCAAAUACCGUCUGAUGGAAAAUGAAAACAAAUUAGAAAUGAAACUCACCAUGAGACUCCGAACUUAUUCCACUCAUGCAGUUGUUAUGUAUGCCCGGGGAACAGACUACAGUAUUUUGGAGAUCCACAAUGGGAGACUUCAGUAUAAAUUUGACUGCGGAAGUGGGCCUGGAAUCGUCUCUGUUCAGAGCACUCAGAUAAAUGAUGGGCAGUGGCAUUCUGUGUCCCUUGAAGUGAACGGGAACUAUGCCCGGCUUGUUCUAGACAGGGUACACACAGCAUCAGGAACAGCCCCAGGUACUCUGAAGACACUGAACCUGGAUAACCACGUGUUUUUUGGAGGCCACAUCCGUCAGCAGGACACAAGGCCUGGUAGAAGCCCUCAGGUCAACAAUGGCUUCAGAGGCUGUAUGGACUCAAUUUAUUUGAAUGGUCAAGAACUUCCUUUAACCAGCAAACCGAGAAGUUACGCCCACAUUGAGGAGUAUGUCGACGUGUCUCCCGGGUGUCUGUUGAUGGCCAUAGAAGACUGCUCUAGUAGUCCCUGUCAGAAUGGGGGCAUUUGUAACCCUUCACCCAGUGGAGGUUAUUAUUGCAAAUGCAGUGCCUUGUACAUGGGUACACAUUGUGACAUCAGUGUGAAUCCGUGUGCCUCCAAUCCUUGCCUCUAUGGGGGAACUUGUAUUAGAGAUAAUGGUGACUUUGUCUGCCAGUGCAGAGGCCUGUACACUGGACAGAGGUGUCAGCUGAGUCCAUAUUGUAAAGAUGAGCCAUGUAAAAAUGGUGGGACCUGCUUUGACAGCUUGGAUGGUGCUAUUUGUCAAUGUGAAGCUGGUUUUCAUGGAGAAAGGUGUCAAAAUGAUAUCGAUGAAUGUGCUAUCAAUCCCUGCCGUAAUGGGGCUCUUUGUGAGAACACCCACGGCUCUUAUCGCUGCAACUGUAGCCUUGACUAUCGAGGAAAACACUGUGAAGACUCACUUCCCAACAAGUAUGUUUCAACUCCAUGGAAUAUCGGGUUAGCCGAAGGAAUAGGAAUCAUCGUGUUCAUCGUAGGCAUAUUCCUCCUGGUGGUGAUAUUCGUUGUCUGCCGCAAGAUGAUCCAUAAGAAGAAGAAGCACCAAGCAGAACCUGAGGACAAACAUCUGGGACCCACAACAGCUUUCUUACAAAGGCCAUAUUUUGAUUCAAAACUUAAUAAGAGCAUUUACUCUGAUGUACCUCCCCAGGUGCCCGUCCGCCCCAUCUCUUACACUCCAAGCAUUCCAAGUGACUCCAGGAACAAUCUUGACCGAAAUUCCUUUGAAGGGUCUGCCAUUCCAGAACAUCCUGAGUUUAGUACCUUCAACCCAGAUUCAAUGCAUGGACACCGAAAAGCUGUGGCUGUCUGCAGCGUCGCACCCAACUUGCCUCCCCCACCUCCCUCAAAUUCACCUUCAGACAGUGACUCAAUCCAGAAACCCAACUGGGAUUUCGACUAUGACACUAAAGUGGUAGAGCUUGAACCAUGUAUUUCAAAGAAGCCUCUAGAAGAAAAAAUAUCGCAUCCUUACAGCGCUAGGGAAAGCCUGUCUGAAGUCCAGUCCCUCAGCUCUUUCCAGUCGGAAUCAUGUGAUGAUAAUGCUUCCUUGGUGACGGUAAUACACCUUGUCAAUGCAGUUGUUGACGUUGACAUGGUGGAUAAAGAAGAAUCUUUCGCUGCACCUGACCUCACCAAAUCAAAAGGGUAUCACUGGGAUACUUCUGAUUGGAUGCCAAGUGUUCCGCUGCCAGAUAUACAGGAGUUUCCCAAUUACGAGGUCAUUGAUGAACAAACCCCUCUCUAUACAGACCCAAGUGCAAUCGAUACGGACUAUUACCCAGGAGGUUAUGAUAUUGAAAGUGACUUCCCACCACCCCCAGAAGAUUUCCCUGCACCUGAUGAACUGCCGCCAUUGCCACCAGAAUUCAGUGAUCAGUUUGAAUCAAUACAACCCCCUAAAGACAUGCCUGCUACAGUGCGUAGCUUGGGCUCUUCCACAAAAAGCCGGCAGAGGUUCAACUUCAACCAAUUUCUGCCCAAUUUUUAUCCCGUAGACAUGUCUGAACCUCAAAAGACAGCGAACGGAGAGAACAGUAGUUGUAGAGAACCCUUCACCCCUUACCCUUCAGGGUAUAACAGAGACUUUGAAGCACCCACCGUAGACAACAUGUCCAUGUCUGUGUACGCUUCGACAGCUUCCUGCUCCGAUGUGUCAGCGUGCUGCGAAAUGGAGUCGGAGGUAAUGAUGAGUGACUAUGAGAGUGGAGAGGAUGGUCACUUUGAAGACGUGACCAUUCCUCCACUGGAUACGCAACAGCAUACAGAAGUCUGACACUCAAAUUCUGGGAAAAAAAAGUGCCUGGACUUUCAAGAACUUAUAUUCUAGACUGAUAUCCUGAAGAUCUUAAUUUUUCUUUGCAGCGGCGCUUGAAUGCUUUCUUUUCUAUGAGCUAAAAUUGGCAUGGCUGCCCUGAAUCAUGCAGCUCAUUUCCACAUGUUACCUGGGUUUCAUUUCCUGACCUACUGUGUGUGAUUGGAUGAACUUAAGAUUUACAUUGGCUGUGCCAUUAGUAAAUGUUUUUUUUUUAAUUUACUUUGUCUAUGUUAAAAUAAUAAAAGCAAAAAUCAUCCAGACCUCAUCACCAUUUUAGCAUGAUUCAUCUAGAUUGCAUUACAUUAACUUUUUUCUGUUUUUUUUUGUAAAUGUUAUGUACAGAUUUGUUUUUAAUAAUUUUAAUUAGAUUUUUGUAGAUAUUUUGUCAGUUCAUUUCCCACCGAAUCUUAGUGGUGUUACUCUGUCAUUUCCCAGAGACCUGAUUUUUAUUGUGGGACUUUCACUACGUGUCCAUUUCCAUUAUAGUACGACUUUUCAUGCAAACAUUUCACCAUAACUGUAUUCUUGCAAUACUAGCUGUAUAUAGGAUGAAGGAUGAUCUGGUACUUUCUAGGUCAGACACGGUACAUGGAGAUGUCUUAAAUGGGUUGCUGUAUUUUAGGAUUAAACACAUUUUUCCCUUAUUGGAAAGUGUAAUGGGGACCCUCUGCAUAUUUGUUUAAAUCCCAAACCACCAUGACACACUUUUUAUAGUGUCUGUAUAUUUGUGAUGCAAUGGUCUUGUAAAGGUUUUUACGGAAAAUAACCAUUAGCCAAGUCUUUCUUACUGACAAUAAAUUAUUAAUAAAAUA